Messenger RNA from Colletotrichum karsti, 915 nucleotides. RefSeq lists its product as uncharacterized. The transcript is spliced from 2 exons. Bases 1 to 915 code for a protein of 304 amino acids. NCBI's taxonomy places the organism in Eukaryota, Fungi, Ascomycota, Sordariomycetes, Glomerellales, Glomerellaceae. The record is from RefSeq and is a predicted model, not a curated record.
AUGCUGUCAAGCUUGACGACCAAGAUCGCCCUGAAGAAGGUGGGCCUGAACAGCAAGUCCUUCGACUUCAGCGGCGGCGGCUCCGAUACGAAGUCCAAGAGCGGGACCAACCCGGGUUUGGAUGACGUUGCCGAGAACUCCAACGGCGGCUGGCCGGGUUGGAUGUCGAUGAAGUCCCUUCCCAUCACCGUCGCCCCGUGGUUCUCCCCGCCCCCGCCUCCGGUCCCCGUCGCCGAGCCGCCCAAGAUCGGCGACCUCGCCCCGUUGGAUCGGGACAGGAAGCUCGAGUUCGGCCGCGGCAAGCCGGUGCUAGUCGUCUUCUUGCGCUGCGUCGGGUGUGCAUUCGCCCAAAAGACCUUCCUCGCCCUCCGCACGUUGGCAAACAGGCACGCGAACAACCUGACCUGCAUAGCCGUCUCCCACUCCUCGCCGGCCGCCACCCAGAAAUGGAUCGACCUCCUCGGCGGCGCCUGGAACGUCCAGGUCGUCAUCGACGAGGACCGCGCCAUCUACGCCGCCUGGGGCCUCGGGCUGGGUUCCGUGUGGUACGUCUUCAACCCGACCAGCCAGGUGCAGGGCUGGAAGGAGAAGGGCUGGCUCGGCGAGAAGGUCGCGGGCGCGAUCCAGAGGACCGGCACGGGAGGGCCGUCGGCCAGUGCGGCGGCGCCGGGGGGCUUGCAGAGGAAGGGGACGGGGGCGAGCGGGAAGAAGGGGGCGCCGCCGCCAGCACCCGGUGCCGACGGGAUGGACGAAGCGGAGGAGAUGGCCGGGGCGAGCACGGUCAUGGGUAACAAGUGGCAAACCGCGGGGGCGUUCGCUGUUGACGGCAGGGGGACGAUAAUUUGGGGAGGCAAGGCUCUGAGGGCUGAUGAUCCCAUGGACUUGGAUGCCGGUGUUGCUGCGUUGGGCCUGUAG